CAUAACAAUGCGCCACACAUACAGCGUAGUGAUUGAAUGAAAAUUUAUUGGGGUGUGUGGGUGUUUUUCUUUUCACAUUUUCACAAAAGAUCGAGAACAAGGCGGUUGGUUUUCUGCUCAGUUGGUGUAUUGUCUGUUUAUUAACAGAGAUCGGAUGCUAAAUUGUUGUGAUUUAGUGGCAUAUUUGUGUUUAGAUGUUUAUAUGUGAACACAAAUGUUAGAUGUGUUAUGCCUGGCCCCGAAAAAUUUCUCUUCUCCCCUUUGCGUGGUGUGUUUUUUGCGCGCAUGUCCGCCCAUCCGUUGUGCCGUUGAUGCACGUUGAUGAUAUGGAAAAAAAAAAUCAGUAUGGCGCCUACUGUUUACGACAACUGUGCGUGAGGUUCGUGAUAAUCAUAACCGUGUGCAUUUUUAUUACUCACAGCGAAUCAAGUUUUGAGAAGACAAUUUCAUGUCUUAUUAAUUUUUUACAUACGGACUGUAAUGUAAUACAGUAUUACAUUAUUUGCAGGAAAAAUGAUUGUAAUCAAUUGUUGAAAUGAAACUUUUGAAGAAUGAUGACCCUGUGGUUCACGGUUGAUUGACUUGAGUGUUUAGAAUUCUCUCCUUUAAUUGAAGAAAAUCAUCGAUUCUAAAGCAUAAUAGUAUAUUUAGUGGGAUCAAGUAAGCAACGUUCUUCUUCAUCAUCAAAAAGUUCCAUAUAACACCGUAUUGAGUUUCAACUUCCAUGAGGGAAUGAGUGCAACUGUAGGAGAUGGAGGGGGAGGUGUUAGUCAUCAGAAUAUUCCACGAGGAAAGAAUACAUCUCCACAUGGAUCACCCACCCCCAUGGAUAAAACAACCCUAAAAGUUCAUUUGCCAAAUGGUGGAUUUAAUGUCGUCAAAUUUGGGGAUGCAAUUGAUGUCAAGGGUAUCAUUUCCCUCGUCACAAGUCGAUUAGCCGUCGGCACCAGACAUUAUAGGAAUCUUUACGCUAUGAGGCUACAUCAUUUGGCAUCUAGUGAAUGCUACUGGCUCCAUCAAGACACAACAAUGUUUCAAGUUCAAGAGAAAUAUGAACGAAAACAUCCCCACUCUGAAUGGCGAUAUGAAUUAAGGGUUCGCUAUUUACCUCAAAAUCUUAGUGAUUUAUAUGAAAAAGAUAGAGUAACAUUCUACUACUAUUAUGAUCAGGUGAGAAAUGAUUAUUUAAAUGCAAAUCAUUCGAGCUUGGAUCAAGACACCUCGGUACAGCUCUGUUGUCUUGAAAUUCGUUACUUCUUCAAAGAUAUGCCGCAAGUAGCUUUGGACAAGAAGAGUAACUUGGAAUACCUUGAACGAGAGAUUGGAUUACACAAAUUUCUCCCACGAUCUGUUCUCAAUGGUAUGAAACCAAAAACAUUGCGUAAGCUUAUACAGCAGCAUUUCAAAAAAGUUGCGGUUCUUACUGAAUUGGAGUGUAUGUUCAAAUUUUUUGAUUUGCUGAGAUUACACUAUGGAUUCGAUCAAGAAAGAUUUGUGUGCGCACUUGGGUCAAGCUGGUCAAUACCUGUCGAGCUUAUUAUCGGACCGGAUCUGGGAAUAUCGUGUAUGGCACAUGGUGGUGGAACCACGUCUACACGAAUAGCUGAAUUUUCACAAAUUCAAUCGAUCCAGACUCUCAUCUCAGAUUGCAAAGAACAUGCCAAAGCUUCCAUCAAACUUCGAGUCGCUGGUGCUGCUGAACCAUUGAGUAUUACCUGUUCAAGUUUAGACCAGGCUGAGAGCCUUGCAGAUUUGAUUGAUGGAUAUUGCAGAGUAGUAACUGGAUCAAAUACAUCUUUAUGGAAUCGAAAAGCUGCUCCCUGGAAAAAUUAUCCUUGCCCAUGCAAAGAUGCACAUCCACCCAAGUAUCGUCAAGAUGGUACUGACAGCCCGGAAAAAAAUUCGGGUAAAACAGGAACAAUAGUAUUUGAAGAUUAUGCUGAAAUAAUUGAUGAAGAAGGGGAUUACUCUACUCCUGCAGCCCGUGACUAUGAAAUAGUAAGGAAUCAAGUGGAACUAGGUGAAAUCAUAGGUGAAGGUCAAUUCGGAAAUGUCCACAAAGGUUCUUAUAAGGCAAGAGAUGGACAAAUUACAGCCGUUGCAGUAAAAACUUGCAAAGUUGAUGCAGAUUUGGCAACUGCUGAAAAAUUUUUGGAAGAAGCUUAUAUAAUGCAACAAUUUGAACAUCCGUAUAUCAUUCGACUGAUUGGGGUUUGUUCCGAGGCUCCUAUCUGGCUUGUGAUGGAACUCGCAAGGCUUGGAGAGAUGAGAGCCUAUUUGCAAUCGAAUAAGCAUCGGCUUGACCUUGCAACAUUACUCCUCUACACUUUUCAACUUAGUACGGCACUGUCCUACUUGGAGUGUAAAAAAUUUGUUCAUAGAGAUAUUGCUGCGAGAAAUGUAUUGGUCUCUUCUCACACGUGUGUUAAACUAGCUGAUUUUGGAUUGAGUAGAUGGGUAGAGGAUCAGAGUUAUUAUAUUGCUAGUAAAUGCAAGUUACCUAUUAAGUGGAUGGCACCCGAAAGUAUUAAUUUCCGGAGGUUCACGACCUCUUCAGAUGUUUGGAUGUUUGGUGUUUGUAUGUGGGAAAUAUUGAUGCUUGGUGUUAAACCAUUUCAAGGAAUAAAGAAUAAUGAAGUUAUACGUAAAUUGGAGAAUGGCGAACGCCUUGCUUUACCUGACCGAUGUCCUCCACGAUUAUACUCAUUAAUGUCUCAGUGUUGGAGUUACGAGCCCAGCAAGAGGCCGACGUUCAAAGAUAUUCGGGAAAAUUUACAUGAAAUUUUAUUGGAGGAGAAACAUCAACAGCAAGAAACCAUGAAAAGAGAAAAUCGAAGAGUACAAGCAAUGUCAUGGGGUGCAGAUGAUGCACCACCAAAACCCUCACGUCACCUGCAAUCCUCUGACUCAUCAUCAUCAGCAGCAGCAGCAGCAGCAGCAGCAGCAGCAACAGCAGCAGCAGCACAAACAACAACAGCAGUUGUAGCAGCUGCGGUGGCACCAGUCGUUCCUGUUUCAACUUACAUUGUAGCCCAAAGUCCAGAAGUCCUUGCUCAUUUAAUGAAGGAGAAUCAAGAACGUGGAGUAUGUCCAUCAGUCUACACUACCCCGGCUUCAGCCUUCAACACUUUGGCAGUACAAUUCCAAGAGGAAGAAAAAAUCUUAACCACUGCCCCAGCUUCAGAUCUUCCUUUUUUCAAUUCCCCCUCUGCGAGUCCUCAAGCUGAUAUUCAAUCUCUAGAAAUGCAAUCAGAAGCCAGCCUUGACUCUUUAAAUUCAACCGACACAAUCUCUUCAAUGAUUUCCAAUCUUAGUAUAACAGAAGCGACACCCCAUAAUCUCUUGAAAGUCCAAUCUAAUCAAUAUCCACAGCCGCAGCCUCCGAAAACUAUUAAAGAGAUGCAAAAUGUCCAAAAUUUGUAUGCAGUGAGUUCAAAAGUAUUUAGCAAUGUAGCAUCCGAUCUAUUAUAUUUGCCGGUACAAAAAAUCUCCGGCGUUGCUACAUCAACGCCUGAUAUAUACGCUCCAGUGGCCAAAUUUACACAAAGUUCUACUAUUAUUGGUACAUUUUCUCAAAUGUGUACUUCAGUGGGAAGUAUGUCUGAUACUUGUGGAAAUUCCGGCUCAAUUUCAUUGACUUGUGUGAAUGAUGGUCAAAUUUCUCAAAAUGACUAUCAACCACCUCAAAUACAUAGCCAUGUAUCUCAUCAACUCAAUAGUUCACAUUAUCCAGAAUCUAAAAUGAUCAAUUCAUCGUAUAUUAAAGAAUCAUUGGCUCAUCAUCAGAAUGUCUUCAAGAAUUCACCUGCUGGUGAUCAAUUAGUUUCUAGUUCAACAAAAUUGGAUGUUGGAAGUAUGAUGAGUAGUAGUACAGCUAUAACUGGUACUGAGUGUUUAUACGGGCCGGUUUUGAAGUUUCGAACAGCUCAAACAGCUAAAAAUCAGAGUUCAACUGAUCCAAAACAAAAUCAAUCAGCUGUAUCUCAUGUCCAAAAUAUUCAAUAUAUUCACGAACCUAGAUCAUAUAGUCCAGUGGGUCAUUCUCAACUCUCAAGACGAAUGAGUAGUGAAACAUUGAGUGGAUCCAAAGAUUUAAGUCUCAACGAAGCUUCUUGCGUUUAUUCCGCCUUUACAAUUCCUCAAAUUGUCAAAACAACAUCAAAAUUAUUACAUCAAGAGUUUAGAACAGAUAAUGGUGAUGAUCAUACCCAAACCACUGGUUGCAUUGACAAUGUUCAAUCUGAGCCACAAUUAAUAACAGCUAAUCAAUCUGUUAAAUUCCAGUUCCAGGCCAGAACUGGUAUUUUGGGGCAAAUUAGUGAUGAUGAUCGUGAUGAUGAUUAUGAUGAUGAUUGUAAGAAAUUGAACAGGUUUCAUGAAGGGAAUAUGGGUGGGUCUAUGGUUUCAUCAUUAGUCAGCGAGGCUGUACUGUCCUCUUACGGGUCAAAUCAAGAGGUUCAGCAUGCGCAGUUUCCGAGGAAAACGCUUUCACCAAUUUUCCAGAAUCCAAUUUCGGAUACUACUAGUAUUAUUGAGGAACAAAAGUCAUUGGAAAAGAGGCUAUCUGAACAAGCCAGACAAAGUGAAGAAGAUGGACGUUGGCUUGCUAGGGAAGAAAAACGGUUAUCCAUAGCGACUAGCGGUGAUGAGAGCGCUAGCCCUCCAAUACCACGUUCAAUUACGGAAUCUCCAACUCAAGAUGCCCACAGCACGAAUACAUCCUCUCUUGGCUCGGAGAAGGGGGAUAAUAAAAUAAUAAUAGUAAAAAAACUAGAACCCACUCCAACAGCAGACUUGGAUAGAUCUAACGACAAGGUUUAUGAUUGCACAACAAAUGUUGUACGAGCAGUUAUGUUUCUAUCUCAAGGUGUGCAACAGAACAAAGCCGAGCAAUAUCUGGAACUUGUUCGAAAAGUUGGAAUUGAGCUUCGAUCUCUGCUAUCGUCAGUUGAUGUAUUGAUCAACAUAUUGCCAAUGAAUGCACACAGAGAAGUUGAGAUGGCUCACAAAGUUCUAUCCAAAGAUAUGGCUGAUUUAGUGUCUGCAAUGAAAUUGGCCCAAACGUAUAGUUCUACAACACUAGAUGCUGAAUACCGUCGGGGAAUGCUUGCCGCUGCUCAUGUCCUGGCGAUGGAUGCGAAGAAUUUGCUUGAUGUUAUCGAUUCGAUAAGAGUUCGUUAUCCCCACAUUGAUAGCCAAAUUUGUGACAAAUAUCUUAACAAUACUGAGUGUGGAUUAUCUCGUCAAUCUCUGCCAGAGAAUAAAUUACAUUCCAGCCAUUCUGGAGGAGAGCAUUCAUUAAGGAGAAGUCAAUCAAUCGAGAGAUCAAAUGUUCUGUUCAAUGAGAGCCAGAGUGGAGAUGUUUUUCAUAGACUGGGACAGUCUAUAGAUAGAACGCUUCCUUACAGUCCAUCUGACAUUGGUACAACAUCCAAUUUAAGCCUUGAAAGAAAUCAUAGAAUGCUGACAAACAGUCUUGAGAGAAAUACCAAUUCUAGAAGGCAACUGGUCACAACAAAUAGCUUGGAAAGAAAGAAACCAAUCAUUACCAGUUCCAGUUCUUUCCAAAACUCUGUUAGUAGUUUAUCACCUUUGCAAAUGGCUCAAUCUGUUACCCAUCAAACGUUGGAUCCUCAUCAGUCGGUAAGAGAUGAAGAAUUAAGAGGUGAACAAGUGGCUGACAGCUAACUGAAAUUUUCAAAAGCGCAUUCAUUAUCAAUUAUAAAAGAACGGAGCAAAAGUCGGGAGAACGAAAUGAUGAGCACGAUGGCUACACAAAAGUAUUCCUUCCUUAAUGAAGUUGAAAAAGGUUGAUGGAUUUGAUGAAAAAAAGAAAAAUGUUAUUGAUAAAUAUAUAAUGACUUCCGCCGCAUGAUUUAAAAAUUUUCAAGUGUGCUGCAUUUUUUCCAUUCAUUCAUUAUAUUCUUAAAUUUCUCAAUGACAAAUCCGAAUGCUCCAAUGAGACAAGCGAAACUCAUCAUCCUAAUUGAAAAUUAUUCUAUGGAUAUUGAGUUGUUUCAAAGCGUACUUAUAAAUAAUGAGAAACAGUAUUGAAUAGUUAUUAAUGAAUGAAAAAAUGAUUGAAUCUAAUCCCCAAAGUCUCAGGAUAAUUGCUAUUUCAAUGUAAUAUUACAGUUUUUCUAGGGAAAUAAUAAUGAUAUUUUGGUGAAGUUCAUGAAGUGAUAUUUUCAUCAUCAUGGCAUUUUUAAAUACCACCAUUGAUUAGUGUUUUAUUUCAAACAUACGCAUCGAAGACGUAAAAUUUUUGCGAUUGAUUCUUGAGAGAAGAAAGUCUCUAGAAACCUGUGUAUGUUUACGUUUUUUUUUCUUCAAAAAUCUCUGUUUUAAAAAGAUGAAAAAAAAAAAAAAAUUUAAUACACAGAUAUACACAUGGAAAGGAGACAAAUCAUGUCCAUUCAAUUUGUGUCAGAAAAAGGUACUUUAAAUAGUGUUAUAUACAACCACUGCCGAAUUGUAAGAGUGAAAAAAUAAUGUCAUUUGCAUAUUCUUUUCAACAUGUCCUUUUUGUAUUGAAAAUAUUAGAAUAAAUUCAGACCUAUAACCAGAUUUUUCGGAAAUGAUAAAAACGUAUUGAAAUUUUUUUUAUGGACCAUUUUGACCGAUAAACGACUAGUAGAUGAAUUGAGUGAUGCUGAUGAAUUUUUUUAUUAUUAAUCUUAUCCUUUAAUGCAAUGUAAUGAAGUUAUCCAACAAAUUGCUCUGUGAAAAAGCAGAAAGAAUCAUCAAUUAUCCAUAGGACAAACUCUUACGUAAUUUACUCGAGCCCUUGCCAACACGAAUUUUACUAUACAAUGUAAUUAUAAGAUUGAAUGAUACUGCCAAAAGGGAAUGCUAUUACUGUUGGUUACAUUUCGUAUCAUUCAAUGAUAAUAGAAAAAAUUACCUUCAAUAUUCUUGUUUUCAGUUGCUGUUGUGGAAUUCUAUAAGUUACUAAUUUAACCCAAAAUACUCAACGCGUAGUGAUAAAUCAUUAUAGAUUUAACUAAAAAUAUAGUGGGAGUAACAAUUCAAGUGUAUUUUUUUUUAAAGAUAUGGUGUAAAUAAAAUAUUUGAAUUUCUUUUUGAA
Molecule: messenger RNA, 7087 nt
Organism: Diachasma alloeum
Lineage: Eukaryota; Metazoa; Arthropoda; Insecta; Hymenoptera; Braconidae
Gene: Fak
Product: focal adhesion kinase 1
Exons: 16
Coding region: 733-5688 (1651 amino acids)
Biological process (GO): protein phosphorylation; signal complex assembly
Cellular component (GO): cytoskeleton; focal adhesion
Molecular function (GO): protein tyrosine kinase activity; ATP binding
Source: RefSeq, a predicted model, not a curated record